This is a messenger RNA of Toxotes jaculatrix (banded archerfish), 1608 nucleotides long. It is a transcript of the gene slc35f3b, whose product is annotated as solute carrier family 35 member F3b. Gene Ontology annotation, molecular function: transmembrane transporter activity. The transcript is spliced from 8 exons. Gene Ontology annotation, biological process: transmembrane transport. Gene Ontology annotation, cellular component: membrane. Lineage: Eukaryota; Metazoa; Chordata; Actinopteri; Toxotidae. Bases 82 to 1608 code for a protein of 508 amino acids. The record is from RefSeq and is a predicted model, not a curated record.
AACAGGACGAUGGUUCUUGUCUCCGUCAGCCUGGAUGAGGAUUUAGUUUUACAGUAGCUGCCCCGCUUUGUGGCCUUGAGGAUGUACGGCGAUGGAGAAGGCACUGUGUGGGACCGGGUCGGACGUCCCCACCGUGACUGUAUGUGCUACCUUGGACCUCCUACUACUUUGAUGCCGAUCGGGAUGCGCAAGUCGCCCGACGUGAGCCCCAGAAGGCUAUCGGACAUCAGCCCUCAGCUCAGACAACUCAAGUACCUGGUGGUGGACGAGGCCAUCAAAGAGGACCUCAAGUCCUCCCGCUCAGUUGAGGACAUCAACAGCGCGUCCAUAGAGGAGCGAAUAUUGCGGAUCACCGGCUAUUAUGGAUAUCAGCCUUGGAGUGCGAGCUACAAGAGAGAAGACCGCACCAGGGAGAAUGUCGUGGGCACCACAGAUCCACAGUCGGCUGGUGGCGCGGCAGGAGCAGAGUCUGGCUCCAACAGACGGAGGCUCCACUGCUGCAUCAGAGUAACAACUGUACAGGUGCGGAAGGCCCUGUGGGGAGUCGCCAUGGUGAUGUGUGUGUGCUCGUCCUGGGCAGGCUCCACCCAGCUGGCCAAGCUGACCUUCAAGCAGUUUGACGCCCCCUUCACCCUCACCUGGUUCGCCACCACCUGGAACUGCCUCUUCUUUCCCCUCUAUUACAUUGGCCACCUGUGCAAGAGUCCAGAGAGGCAGACGCCCAGACAGAGAUUCAGGGAGUGCUGUAGGUUUUUCGGGGACGACGGGCUGACACCCAAGGUAUUUUUCACCAAGGUAGCUCCCUUUGGCCUGCUGUGGAUCCUCACCAACUACCUGUACCUGCAGGCCCUCAGGAAGAUCAACACAACAGACGUGUCAGCGCUCUUCUGUUGUAACAAGGCCUUCGUCUUCCUGCUCUCUUGGAUUGUACUCAGAGACCGCUUCAUGGGGGUCAGGAUAGUAGCUGCUAUCUUGGCCAUAGCAGGCAUCGUAAUGAUGACCUAUGCUGAUGGAUUCCACAGCCACUCGGUCAUCGGCAUCACUUUGGUCGUGGCCUCUGCUUCGAUGUCAGCGCUCUACAAGGUGCUCUUCAAAAUGGUCCUGGGCAGUGCCAAAUUUGGUGAGGCUGCACUCUUUCUCAGCAUUGUUGGAAGCGCCAACUUUGUUUUCAUCAGCUUUGUGCCAGUCAUCCUGUAUUUUACACAUGUGGAGUACAUUGGCUCACCUGAAGACAUCCCUUGGGCCUACCUCUGUGGGGUUGCAGGCCUGCUUUUUGCUUUCAACAUCCUGGUAAACUUUGGCAUUGCGAUAACAUACCCAACAUUAAUCUCCCUUGGCAUCGUCCUAAGUGUUCCUGUAAAUGCCAUGGUGGACCUCUAUACAUGUGAAAUUCAUUUCAACACAGUGCGCCUCAUUGCUGUGUUCAUCAUUUGCCUGGGCUUCCUCAUGCUGCUGUUACCGGAGGACUGGGACCAGUGCAUCAUCCAGCUCAGCACCAAGCUGCGCAAACGUGACGAGCCAGCAGAGGGCAGUGGAGAGGCAGGCGCCACCACAGGGCUCAACUGGAGAGGGAGAACCAGGACCUCCAUGUCAACAUUUGCACAUUGA